Messenger RNA from Labeo rohita (rohu), 6470 nucleotides. It is a transcript of the gene cabp7a, whose product is annotated as calcium-binding protein 7. Bases 791 to 1438 code for a protein of 215 amino acids. Gene Ontology annotation, molecular function: calcium ion binding. The record is from RefSeq and is a predicted model, not a curated record. Lineage: Eukaryota; Metazoa; Chordata; Actinopteri; Cypriniformes; Cyprinidae. The transcript is spliced from 5 exons.
UAUAGAUCCAUCGCGAGGGAACCCGGACACCGCGCCUCCCCUCGCACAGCUCGUUUAUCUGCAUGUCGUGAUUAGCUAGAAAGUUUGUUUACAUCGGUGACAUCUUUUACUGUUUUUUUUUUUUUUCACAGGAAAAACUGGAUUGCAUUAGAGAAAAAGACCUUAACCUUAAAAACUACACACGCGUAAAGCGCAUUUUUAACUCAUUGUUCUUGGCAGUGCGCACACGCUGUCCAACAAGUGCGUGCUCGAAGCUCAACUGCUGUGUCUUAAGAAACUGAAACUGAAGAGAAAAUCAUAUGGAGAUCAGUGCCUAACGACCUGGAGAUCGAAUCGAUCCACGCAACCUCGUCAAACACGCACAUACUUUGUCGCAUUGAUAAAAAUGCGCGUUUGUUUGAUGCGCGUCGUGUGAACUGGUGGAUUAUUUGGAUCUGCUAGUUUCCCCGCCGAUGGAGCCGCCGUAAUUCGUUGUCUUGGUCAUUUUUACAUCAAACUAAAGAGCGGGGGUUUUGCUUAUAUGGUGAAGAUUCAAACCCAAAAGCCUUACAUCUAGACCACCAGUGACCUGUGAAGACUUGUAAAUCCCUAUACCUGGUUUCUUGGAGAGGGCUGCGCAAUUGCGCACGCUGCGAGAGUACUAUAGGACCUUUCCAUGGAAUCAACUCCACGCUUAAUCUCCAGUGAGGGUUUCGGUCCGAUCUGAUGCGGGGUAAAAAGUUGCCGUCCGGACAGUAAAUCACAUAUAUGAGGAUCAAUACACACGUGCUGGUCAACAUAAAUUGCAAAAAUGCCUAUGCAUCCGGUGACUUCCACUUUGAUGUACCGGGGGAUCUGCACCAUUCCUGAUAUCCUAUCGUACCGGGCACCGGUCAACCUGCCUGAGGAUGAAGUGGAAGAAAUCCGGGAGGCGUUUAAGGUGUUUGAUCGAGAUGGGAAUGGCUUCAUCUCAAAGCAGGAGCUCGGCAUGGCCAUGCGUUCUCUAGGGUACAUGCCCAAUGAGGUCGAGCUGGAGGUCAUCAUUCAAAGACUCGACAUGGAUGGAGACGGCCAGGUGGAUUUUGAGGAAUUUGUUACUCUCCUGGGGCCCAAACUCUCGGCUGCCGGGAUGCCUGACAAGUUCAACGGAACCAAUUUUGACUCUGUGUUCUGGAAGUGUGACAUGCAGAAGCUGACUGUGGAAGAGCUGAAGAGACUCUUAUAUGACACCUUCUGUGACCACUUGACUAUGAAGGACAUUGAGAAUAUCAUCAUGACAGAGGAGAAUCACAUCGAAAAUCCUGAGGACUGCCAGGUUGACAUUGACACGGAGAGCCCGACCCAGCAGGUGAAGCAAACAUGCGUACGGAAGAGUCUGAUCUGCGCCUUUGCGAUCGCUUUCAUCAUCAGCGUCAUGCUUAUCGCAGCCAAUCAGGUGCUUCGCAGUGGCAUGAAGUAACUGAAUGGAUAGAUUCAUUUCAACAAAUAACAGUGACAAAAAUGGCUUAAAAAAAAACAAAAAAAACAUGCACACAUAAACUGGAGCAGCUGAAAAGUUAAUUUUAUUUAUGUGAAAUCCAAAUGUUGUGACUGAAAUAUUUUUGAGAUGAGCUACAGCUUCCACAGGACAGAAUUUUUCAUAUUUGACAAACGUAAUGCACACAGAUAUAUAUAAACGCAAACAUACUGUGUCUUACCCAAAAAGGUCUGAUAAAAAAAAAUACAUGAAAAGAGAGAAAGAAGAAGUUUCUACUGUAAUGGACUCUAAAAAGUUUCCCCUUCAACCGCUCUCUCUCCCUCUUCAGUAUGUUUUGGGUGAGUUUAGCCGCAUGGACAUCGCCAAACCGAGGAUCCUACUCUUCAAUGCAUGACGAUGCAUGGAUUUACAAUAGCUUGGAUGUACCAGUAGAGCUCAGCUGUACAUCCAUUCAACUAUAUAUUAGAUCCCAAAACAAAUUUUCCGAAGAAAGACCCGUCUCACACGUUUGAAGAGUUGGAUAUGCAGCGGAGGCCGUUUCUGACAUCUUUUACAUUCAGUAUACUGAUCCCUUGCAUGAGAAUAAGGGCUGUUUAGGGCAUGCUCAUGUCAUGCAACGUUAGUCUUGUGUUUGUCCAGUAACUAUUGUUGGUUUUUACCUGUUGCACAUGCCUGAGAUGAUUGUAGUAGUACUCCAUAUGGCCAAAGGGGGCGUGAAACAACCCAAAAGUGAUGCUAUACCACUAGUGACAAACCUGUACAGUAUUAAAGGAACAGAUCACCAUCAGGCCAUUCAAGAAGUAGAUUAAUUUAGCAUUAUAUCACUCGGUCACCAAUGAAUCCUCAGUGGUGAAUGGGAGUCCAAACAGCUGAUAAAAACAUCACAAAACUCCACGCAGCUCUAGUUCAUCAAUUAACGUCUUGUGAAGCGAAAUCUGCGUUUGUAAGAAACAUAUCCAUGAGGAUUUUUUUAACUUUAAACCAUUGCCUCUGGCUGACAUACAACUCCUAAAUCCGUAAUAUUACUUUAAAAAAAAGUUGUCUAUUCUGAAUCAGGAGAGAAAUAUGCACAGAGCAAGCACUGUUUAUAAAUAAAAACAGUCCAAAAACAAACAUGUUGGUGGAUUUUAAUGUGAUGUGAGGACUUUUUUCUUGGACAAAGCAAUAUUAUGGAUUAUGAACUAUUCUGAAGUGACAGUUUUAAAGUUAAAAUGCCUUAAUUAUGAGUUUGUUUCCUACAAACAUGCAGCUUUUCACUUCACAAGAUGUUAAUUAAUGGACUGGAGUGGUGUGGAUUAUUUGUGGAUUAUUGUGAUGUUUUUAAUCAGCUGUUUGGACUUUCAUUCCGACGGCACCCAUUCACUGCAGAGGAUCUACUUGUGAGCAUGUGAUGCAAUGCUAAAUUUCUCCAAAUCUGUUCUGAAACUCCUCAACCUGAGGGUAGUUGUCAGCAAAUUUCAUUUUUGGGUGAACUAUUCCUUUCAGUGUUUUACAGUAUGUUGAUCAAAACGACUUCUUUUCACCUGAAAUACACUAUGCAUUUUCAGGCUUACUGUUUGGUCGAUCAACAACACUCAUCGGUGCAAAUGUAACUGUUACAUUUUGCCAACAUUUGCACUGUAGUUAUCACACUUGAUAAUUAGGAGCUUUUGAAUUUAAAUGACACGACUGGCAUGAAAUGAUACCAAAUGAUUACGUAAAGUCACAUAUAUUUGAUUUCUGACAUAUCAGGAUUUAAUGGUUGUUUUCGAACCAAAUUGAUGUCCAUUUAAGCUUAUCGCCAAACCUGGACGAUCAUGAUGUUUUUAUUCGUUUGCGAUGUAAGAAAUAUGUGUAUUAAUAUAACCUGAGAGCAAACACUGUGGUAUGUCAGUGUUUCACUUCUGUUUCAAAAUAUAUCGUUCAUAUGUCCAAUAUGAAUGUGCCGUUUGUGACAUCGUUCCGUGUUUUCCUGGGAAACAGUAGUUUGUGUGCAGGUCGACUUGAUGAUAGCAAAACGGAGUAUCUAAGGUGUGAAUAAUGUUUCAAAUAUGAAUGUCAGGGUUUGAAUAUGUAUCAGCUGUAAGUGUGUCAUUCUGUUGAAGGGCAUUUUCCAGGGUAUAACAUUAGUUUUCAACUCUGCCCAGGGCCUGAAUUGAUUUAGCUGUUAGUUACAGCACCAUGAAACUCUUAUAUUUGGAUGUCCAGGUAUAAAUGAAAUAUGCAAUGGAUGGAAACACCCGUCUCAGCGCACACACGAGCACUACGAUCGAGUGAUAGUCCAAGAGGAGUCACAGGACAACAAUGUACAGGUUUCCCCCAUUAUUCAGGCACGAUUCCGUAUUCAUUAUUAGAAAUGGGAAAGCUAAUAAUGUUCCUGAGCCGCAAGCAAAAUAUUAUCGCUUUAAAUAGCAAAUUAUCUUGAACCAGAGAAUAGCCUAUUAUUCAAAACUCAUCCAGAAUAGCAAAACCUGAUAAGGGAGUUCUCAUUAUAUCAUUACCGGAUUGGCUGGUAACCCCGUCUGCCCCAGAGUUUUAUUUGUGCUUGGUAAAUCAGAUCCAACAGAAUUAAUUAUUCACAAUAGCUGCUUAUUAAAAAAAAGAAAUACAAGAAAAGCAGAGUAGUGUUGAAUGCUUAAUUUGAAGUGGCUAGAAUCUAUUUCUGCUGGCUAACCUAUUAUAAUAACAUGUAUUAGAUUUAUCUUAAUAAUAAUUUAAUUUAUAUAUAUAUAUAUAUAUAUAAACUAAAUAUAAAAUAUAUAUUGUGUAUAUAUAUAUAAAAUAAAACCAGUUAAAAUUUUUGACCAUUAAUUGUUACGUUAUUCAUGUUACCAGUUAAUUUAAUGUUUAAAAUUAAUUACAUUAUUAAACAAAAUUUUUGACAAUAGCUAAAAUCAAUUAAUUUUAGGUUUGAAGUUAUGUAAUUCAUUAUUAGAAUUUGCAUUAUUAAAUUGCAUUAUUAGAAUUUGCAUUAUUAAAUUGCAUUAACCAGUUAUUGUAAGGUUUAAAAUAAUUAAAUUUAUUAUUAAACUAAAUUCUACAAUUAGUAGGGCCGUUAAUCGUGAUUAAUCGCAUACAAAAUAAAAGUUUGAGUUUGCCUAAUAAAUGUGUGUGUACUGUGUGCAAUUAUUCAUUAUAUAUAAAUACACACAAAUUAUUGUAUAUAUUUAGGAGAAAUAUGUUAUGUACAAAAUAGUUUUAUUUAUAUCUAAAAUAAAUGAUUUAAAUAAUUAUAAUAAAUGCAUAUACCUGUAAAUAUUUCUUAAAUAUAUACAUGAAUGUGUUUGUAUUUAUAUAUACAUAAUAAUUACACACAGUACACACACAUAUAUUUGGCAUAUUUUAUUUUGUAUGCGAUUAAUCGUUUGACAGCCGUAAUAAUUAGUGCUGGGCAAUGAUUAAUCGUGAUUAACUGCAUCCAAAAUAAACGUUUUUGUUUAUAAUAUAUGUUUGUGUACUGUUAUUUAUUAUGUAUAUAUAAAGACACAUACACAGUAUAUAUUUUGAAAAUAUUAACAUGUAUUUACAUGUAUAUAUUUAUAUUCAUAUAAUUUAUAUGAUAUAUUAAUAUAUUUAAUAUAUAAACUUAACUUUUUUCUUAAAUAUACACAUGCAUGUGUGUGUAUUUAUAUGUACAUAAUAAAUAUACACAGUACACACACAUAUUAUGUACUUUAAUUAUGGAUGUGAUUAAUCGGGAUUAAUCGUCAGCCAGCACUAAUAUAUCUAUAUGUUAAACAUAAAUAAAAUUAGUCAAUUUAAGGUUUAAAAUUUUUUAAUUUAAUAUUAAAUUAAACUAUUUUCAACUUGAAUUAAACCAGCUAAUUGAAGGCUUUGCCACAUAAAGCAAUUUUCAGGUUCCCUGACAAAGCAAUUUUUGCUGUGAAGCAAAGACUUAUUUACUUAUCUGACAAAUGACCCAAGACAAAUUAAAUGCAAACCAAUGCCUUGUUGAUGUUGCCUUGUUUAAUGCCGUCAGGACAUAUAUUUUGAUUAAAACCUUCUUCAUCCUAAGCUUUAUUAUGCUUGUUACUGGGGGACACCUGUAUAUGAAUCUUAUGUUCCAUUUUUAAUUGGAACUUAAAUGAAACAUUCAAAAUAUAUAUUUCAUUAUAACGUACAUUCAAUUUAAAGCAUAUAUUAUAUAUGAGUAUUUCAUGUCUACUUGGCAUCAUGAGAAAGGGUAUCUGAAAAAAAAAACAUACAUUUUUUAUAAGGUUUGUUAUUUGCGUCAUCUUGGCUGAGGAGGAUAUAUUUAAGCAAUACAUGAAAGCGAAUAGGAAAUGUGGGUUGAGAAAUGCUAAGUACAUACAUAUAGCUGUGGAUUUUAAUGAGAAUGUUGGUUUGUACAAAAGAGGUUGGUUCUCUUCUCUCAUUAAUCAGACCAGUAGUUUAUUAUCUGUAGAGCACUUUAGUAUCCAAGAUUUUUAGUAAUUUCACAUUGAAGUCAUUUUUUAUUAUAGCCAGAUUUUUUUGUAUUACAUAAAUUAUCAAGAUGUUUAUGUUUGUAAGAUUAAACCGAUACAUGUAGAGCUUCAUUAUUUUUGUUAAAAAGAUGGCAAUAUAUGACAUAUAUGGCUUUAUUCGAGACGUGAGCCACAUUUCUGUGUAUUUCUAAAGAGAUGCGCAAAAAAUUCAGCUCACAUUAUUUUAUGUAAACAAGUAUUUGGCCGUGCUUUGGCCCGUUUCCAUACUUGAGACGUCGAGCGUGUUGAAUGUUGUCCUGUGACAUUUCUUACUUUGCCUUAUGCUGUUUUUUUAAUGCUCAUAAAGAAUAUUGUUUACAGUGAUGACAUUUCUAUGAUAUUCCUAUCAGGUCUGAAUAUACUUCUGUUGGGAUGAACUAUUUUUGAAUGUGGAUAAUCAAUGUGCCAUGCAUAUGUUUAUUAGUGUGACUUACGCUCUCCGAGGAGGGUCGAUGUAACCUUAUUCAUUCAUUUCACCUUGUGAAGUGUGUUUACGGAGUGCACAAAAUGUAUGUAUCCACCUGUGACAUUGUACUGUAUUCCAAAUGAAUAAAGAUAAUACCAAACUA